This is a messenger RNA of Cuscuta campestris, 1355 nucleotides long. The record is from the annotation of a GenBank genome assembly. Lineage: Eukaryota; Viridiplantae; Streptophyta; Magnoliopsida; Solanales; Convolvulaceae.
UGGUAAGCAAUAAAAGAAUAGAAUAGUUAGAUUAGAAGUCUUCUCUCUCCCUUUAAUUUCCUUCGUGCGUCAACCCUAGGCAACUACUUCGCGGUUGUGACGACCGCCUCGUAACAUCUGGUGCUCUCAUUGCGAUCUCAUGUCUACUCCAACCCCUACACCCAGCGAACAAGCGGCCAGCUCUGCCCUCACCAUGGAUGACCUCAUGCGAGCAAUACACAACUUGGGGAAGGAAUUGGAAACUACAAAAGCUCACCUUGCCAAGGAAUUAGAGGCCACCAAAGGCCGUAUGACAGAGAUUCUGGCGGCUGGGCAGCAACCCUUGCACGACGACGUACGGCGCCCUCCCCCUUACCGGCCACCGUUUGCUCCUUGGCGGCCACCUCCUUCUCACACAUCUCAAUCCCCGGCCACGGCCGAACCCAUACCUCGCAUGCGCAUCGACGCUCCCCGUUUCUAUGGCGAGGACCCGGUUGGGUGGGUUUUUCGUAUUCAAAAGUACUUCGAUUAUUUUCUCACACCGGAGGCCGAGCGUCUACACUUGGUGGCCAUGCUCAUCGACCACCCCGCGUCGGAAUGGUUUCGUUAUUAUCAGGCAAAUAACUGCAACGCUUCAUGGACGGCAUUCUUGGUUGCGGUCCGCCAAAGGUUCGAUCCCGAUUAUUAUGAAAACUAUAUUGGGUUGCUUUCCAAACUCCACCAAACUACCACUGUCAUGGAGUAUCAGUCUUCUUUCGAAACAAUCUUGAACAAAGUAUCCGGAGUGCCCGAACCAACCCUCGUCGCCAUGUAUGUUGCCGGUCUCAAGCAACCCGUCCAGCGGGAAGUAAAUCUCCGAACGCUAGGCACGUUACAGGAAGCUUUUGCCUUGGCGAGAGAAUUGGCGGCUAGCUAUCAAGACACACAUGCCGCGUCUGGAUCGUCGGGACGCCGUUUCUGGUCUGCCCCUAGGUCGGCCAGCGCCCCACCCACGGCAAAUCCUUCUGCAUCUUCUCCUAUUCCGUUGGUUCCACAUGCAACCAAACCACAAGACAACCGCCCUGUCAAUUCUUUACCUAUUGUGCGGCUGACCAACGCCGAAAAAGCGGAGCGCGGAAAAAAGGGGCUCUGUUGGUACUGCGAUGGAAAGUGGGGGCCGACUCAUCAGUGCAAGCACCGGUUCCUUGCUCUCAUGGGACCAGAUGAGGAGGACACUACAGCCGUCGAGGACCUUGCUGAUCACACCCUCACGGAUGACAUGGUGAUUACGGGUGAUAUCUCAAGUGUACGUCGGCAACGGGGAGUCUCUACGGUGUGCUUAUUCAUGUCCUCAAACCUCUAUCACUUUGCAAGGCCAUGUGUUUGACGUGGACCUC